AUGCGCUUGGAGGGAUCCGAAUUUCCUGAGCGCCCAAAAGCUGAUCCGGCUCUGCCGCCCGAAAUGCUGCGCUAUGUUAAAGGCUUGCGUCUCCACGAGGGCAUUCUUCCAGUGCUGUACCGUGCAAAAUCGCUUUUUGGCCAAGGAGCCCGCUUGGAGUCCGUCCACAUGGAGGUUCCAUUACCGGAACGUAUUGAUCUCCAUACGAUCACAUUAGAUCAAUUUGCGGUCAACGUUCUCACGGAGAAACGCCACGCGGAUAUUUUCCAUCUCCUGAUCGGGGAUUUCGUCUGGGUUUACUCCUUGACCCCAUCCAAAAAAUUCCUUAAGGAGGGUGUUCCAUACCCGGAAACAAUCGAGCAAGCGUGCACCAUCCUAUUUCACUCGUGCCCAACGGAGGUCAUGCCCUUCUUGGAGUCCCUAUACGGCACCACCGUCGGCACUAUAACUGCCUGCAUAGCGGAAACGACGGACACCAAACUCCAUACCGCGUUAUGGUCUAUCCCGGACAUCAACACGUACCCCACGCUAGCGCAGUUCCAAGUCCCCGUUCAGGGAAAAACGGGUUGGACCGUAGGCCAGUACGUGGAAGCAUGGUCCGCUGCUCGAGCGAUCCUGGCUGGAGAUUUCGACCUCUCUGGGCGUUCCACGAACCAGAGAAAGUCCAUCACGGCCACCGUAGCCGGUGACAAAGUGGAACUCAACAAUAAUCAGGUGAAUGCCUUGAACAAGUUCCACAAGGCCUACCCAGUCCUCAUCAUCGACAGCGCAUACGGAGCCGGAAAGUCCCUUUGUACAGCACUCAUGGCCAUCGAAGCCGUACAGCGCGGGAAGGUUGUCCUAAUAGCGGCCGUACAAAACACGGCCGACGUUAUUUGCGCAAAACUUGCUCAAAUGGAGACACCAGAUGUACGUCCAGUACGAUACGUAAGUGAGACCCUGGCCCGGGAUGCUAUCCGCUCCGGCCUGUACGACCUGGCCAGUCUGAUGGAACAUAUGCCGCAAACCCACGCCGAGAAAAUGGACGACUAUGAAAAGAACGCUUUCAGCGCUUCCGCAGACCCCCGCCGACGUCUGCGCGAAUCCAUCUUCAGCGGCGUGGAGCGCACUCUCAUGGCAUCGGAGCACAAGACGCUCCUUCCCCUCGAACAGGCCAAUUCGGAGCGCAUCAGAACGCUCAUGACGAGGUUUCCGGACGCCACAUAUACCCUCGUCGGUGACAGUAACCAGUUGCCACCCUACAUCGGCACACAAAGGGCACCGCUCGCAGUCACCCUUUUCUCGCAAUCCGUCCUGGACGUAGCUCGGCGCGUUGGCAAUCCCCCAACGUGCAAGAUUAGCACCGUGUAUAGGCCGCAUCCGAACAUGAUGGAGCUCAACCCGCGCAUCUUCUACAACGGCGAGUUGGUCUGCGGCACUACCAAAGAGGCUCGCCUCGCGCUUCUCAACCGGGUCUGGAUGCUCAACCCGGACCUUCCGAUCGCUUUUAUUAAUAUCAUCGGCGAAUCGGUACAGUCGGUGACGGGAUCCCAGAACCCCGUCGAAGCUCGCCAGUUGCCGUCAUCGUUCGACUCCUUUUAG
Ostertagia ostertagi is the source of this 1581-nucleotide messenger RNA. The record is from the annotation of a GenBank genome assembly. NCBI's taxonomy places the organism in Eukaryota, Metazoa, Nematoda, Chromadorea, Rhabditida, Trichostrongylidae.